CCAUGGCGGGAAUCGGCGAAGAAUCACUUCGAGGAAAAACUUUAGAAAGCCGACGAUCUCUAGCGUUUGUCAGUCCGGGGGACUCCGCGCGCAGCUCGUUCUGGCAGCCAACUAAUCCUAAUAUUCGUCAAGAAGUAUACAAUACCCGGGUAAUGAAGGAGAUGGAAAGACAUAGAGAAAAAAGACCAAUGCAUGGUGUGUUUGAUGAGUCGCCAAUACCAAGGGAAGAAACGCAAAGCAGAGCUUUGAAGAGAAGUGUCAAUGUACAAAGAACACUUGGUUUGUUGAAUCAAGCGACAGCUGGAAAUGCCACGUCUGGAAGUAGUCUCUUGCGGACUUCUAAGACACCAGUCAGACAGCUGAGACAUAGUACAUAUACCCCCAAGUCAGUGGCUCCAUCCUCACAGUUUGAUGUAUCAGCUACUAUUGGUAUGACACCUAGUAACAGAUCGUUGCUAAGGACACCAGGAUCAGCUACUGCUAAUCUGUCAGUUACUAUGACUGGAUUAGAUCAGACUGGUUUUAUGUCAUUUAAGGGUUCUACACCACAUAAAUCCUUCUUUGGUCUUAUUCCUGACACGCCAGGAAAAGAGAUUGAUGACAACACGCUUACGUCAAGUUUACUCAUGGAGGAUGAUCCUGGGACUGCAGCAACAACGUGUCUUUUCCAUGAGUUUCUAGACAGUUUUCGGGGACAUCCGUCUGCUAAUGAAGUUUUUGAUCUUGUGUCAGAUUAUGAAAAAAUCUGUGCAGAUCAAAUUGUUUUGUUAGAGAAACUGAUUAGAAAAUCAACACCUGGUCAAAAUAAGUUUUCCCGUACUCAGGAAGUACAGAAUAUGUUGACACAAGAGAGGAAUACAUGGCGUCUACUUGGUGGUCUGUAUCAAGACAGAUUACAGACAGAUGAUGACAUGGAUGAUGAUACUCUUAUCACAGAUGACUUGAGUAAGCGCCUUAGUGAGAAACAAAUCAUGGAUUCAUUGUUCACUAAAGAUUCUUACACACGCCAAAAUCAAGUAGUCAUUGAUUGGUUGGAACGCAACGCAUCUGACCAAUUACAGGAUUACUAUGACAACGUAGAAUUUUAUUCACAGACUGUUUCAUGGGAGAACACCCUUCAUAGUCUACAACAGCAGCAGCGUGGCAUUCCAGGCAUACCAGACAGAGCUAUAGUAUCUUCUAUGGAUCCAGAUGCACCCAUCAGACAAAAGAAACCAUUAGCUGAUUUAGAUAAGGAAGAUGAAAUUCGCCUGUUGCGUUAUAUGUUUGCAUAUAUCCGUGCUGGUCAGUUGGAUGAGGCACAGAGACUGUGCAGGAAAUGUGGGCAGGCAUGGAGAGCUGCCACGCUGGAAGGAUGGAAAAUGUACCACGAUCCUAAUAUUGAAGAAGUUGCUGCGAGUGGUGAGUUGAAGCCAAUCGAAGGCAACCCACACAGAGAUAUAUGGAAGGCAGUGUGUUGGAGAAUGUCACAAGAAGAUGAAUUCCAUUCCUAUGAAAAAGCCAUCUAUGCUGUGCUCAGUGGCAAUCUCAAAGAGUUACUUCCAGUGUGUAGUACGUGGGAUGAUGUACUCUGGGCUUAUUAUAAAGUUAUGGUAGACAUGAGAGUAGAACAAGAAAUAAGACUGUAUUUUAACAAUAAAUCUAUGGAAUCGCUACCAUCAUCUUAUUGGGUUAAAAAUUUAACACCAGAAACUGUAUUCCAAGAACUACAAGCAUAUCCUAAUGAGGUUAUUCAAGGCCAGUCAAAGUUACCAUAUCAUGUUAUACAGAAAUAUAUCAUACUGAAUGACCUAGAUGGUUUAAUUGAAGAAAUGAAUGACUGGUUACAUAAUCCUACAUUGAGGUCAUCGACCCAUCUAAUUCGGUUUAUGGCGCAUAUUGUACUGUUCUUUAGAGCCGUUGGGUUGCAAACAAAAGAAGAGUUAUGUACUGCAAUUCUGGAAGCCUAUGUCAGGGAUCUGAUUGAGGAUAAGAAUACUUUAUUAGUUGCCACGUACACAUCUACACUGCCACCACCGAUGCAAGUUACAUGCUAUGCUCAUUUCCUAGAAGGAAUUCAUGAGAAAGAAGAAAGACAACAAUGUCUUGUACUAGCUGAAGAAGCAGGUCUUGACAUUCCAACUAUCACGAAAACUGUAGUGGAAAACAUCAGAACAAGAGAUGCUGGGGAUAUCACCAUGGAAACAGAUUCAACAUCAGCUAAUGAAGCUGCCAUCUCAGAGGAGGAUAAACAAAAGAUAGCUGCCAUUGACUGGUUGGUAUUUGACCCCUCACAGAGGGCAGAAGCAUUAAAACAAAGCAAUGCUGUCAUGAGAACCUUCUUAGCCACUAGGAAGUACAAGGCAUGUCGUGAAGUAUUUAAUAAGAUUCCAAGUGAUUCUAUAGAUGUGAUUACUAAGAAUUGGCAGUCACAGGCUGGCAGUGCACCUCAGCUACCAGAAGAUGAUAAUGCUAUCAGAGAAUACAUAUGUGUUAAAGCAUAUCUGGAUGCCCAUGAUGCAUUCAAUGAUUGGUUCGAACAUUACCAUAAUGCUGCACCCUCAAAGCCAACAAUAGCACCAUCCGCAACAUUCCAAGAACGUGUUAAACACGAACAUGAAGUUAAGCAAUACGAGCAAGAAGUCGAUAGAUGGCAGUAUUCAUUAAUUUUACAAAGUAAGACUGUUGUGGAAUGCAUAUACAAUGUGUUAUUGUUUCCAGACGGGGGAUGGAUGGUUGAUCAACGAGAGGAGGAAGAUGAUAUGGGAGAUAGUGGCAGGACACAUCAGAUGAUGUUACUACGGCAACUAUGUAUUCCCAGUAUGUGUUCCUUACUGCAUUCUGUACUCCAUAAUACCAAACAGUAUACGAGAUGUAUACAACUAGCUGAUGUCAUAGCCAGUGAAGAACACCAACUAUACAAGGUGUUCCGUAAGGAGGAACUUCAGAGACUCCUGCAAAUGAUGCGAGAAUCUUCACUCCAGUUAUUGGAUGACAACAAAGACCCACUCGGUUACUGACAAAAUAAUGUUGUGAAAGUAAACCAUGGAAAUCAAAUUUAAUUAUUUGGUUAAAUUUCAAGCUUUUGUUAUUUUGAUCACAAUGACACUACUUUUUGUAUCAAUAGUAUUUUUUUACUUGUUCGAAUUGAAACUUAGUUCAAUAUAUCUGUUAGCAUGUUCGUCAUCACUAUUCGAUCAUUGUAUCGGUAUUGUCACUUAAUACCAGUGUGUAUGUAUUGAAAAUCACAUGUACCAGACUUGUUGUAUAAAUGUAAUGUCUCACUCUCGUAAAAGUUUUAAAAUGCUAUGAAAAAGAGAACACACAUUGUCAUAAUAAAUAUGAAACUCUCCUUCAAA
This is a messenger RNA of Saccoglossus kowalevskii, 3338 nucleotides long. Its product is annotated as nuclear pore complex protein Nup107-like. Gene Ontology annotation, cellular component: nuclear pore; nuclear pore outer ring. NCBI's taxonomy places the organism in Eukaryota, Metazoa, Hemichordata, Enteropneusta, Harrimaniidae. The record is from RefSeq and is a predicted model, not a curated record. Gene Ontology annotation, biological process: protein import into nucleus; post-transcriptional tethering of RNA polymerase II gene DNA at nuclear periphery; mRNA export from nucleus. Gene Ontology annotation, molecular function: structural constituent of nuclear pore.